AAGCAAUCAAAUAACUUUAUCGACGCCAUUUUGAGUUGUGUUUUACGUAGUAGUGUCGCAUAAUAUUCAAACUUAAAAGCCGGUUGUAAAAAAUGGGUGAAGAUAAAGAUCGUCGACGCAGAUCACGAUCAAGAGAAAGAAGACGAUCACGUUCACGUUCCAGAGAACGCCGAGAAAAGAGAAGGAGUAAAUCCAGAUCCCCUUCUAAAAGAUCCCGCAGGCGCAAGCCAUCUUUAUACUGGGACGUUCCACCACCUGGAUUUGAACACAUUACUCCUUUGCAAUAUAAAGCUAUGCAAGCAGCCGGUCAAAUUCCAGCGAAUAUAGUCGCCGAUACGCCUCAAGCCGCAGUGCCUGUGGUCGGGUCUACUAUAACGCGCCAAGCUCGCAGACUAUAUGUUGGCAACAUACCCUUUGGUGUUACUGAAGAAGAGACUAUGGAGUUCUUCAAUCAACAAAUGCAUCUUUCUGGUUUAGCACAAGCGGCUGGUAACCCAGUGCUUGCAUGCCAAAUCAAUUUAGAUAAAAAUUUUGCAUUCCUUGAGUUUAGAUCCAUAGAUGAAACCACACAAGCCAUGGCAUUUGAUGGUAUAAACUUCAAAGGUCAGAGUUUAAAAAUAAGAAGACCUCACGACUAUCAACCAAUGCCUGGCACAGAAAACCCAGCCAUUAACGUUCCAGCUGGUGUUAUCAGUACUGUAGUUCCAGACUCACCACACAAAAUUUUUAUUGGUGGUCUGCCUAACUAUCUGAAUGAAGAUCAAGUAAAGGAACUCCUGAUGUCUUUUGGCCAGCUGCGAGCCUUCAACUUGGUGAAGGAUUCAUCAACAGGCCUCAGCAAGGGUUACGCCUUUGCUGAAUAUGUCGAUAUAUCAAUGACUGAUCAGGCCAUUGCUGGUCUCAAUGGUAUGCAGCUGGGUGAUAAGAAAUUAAUUGUUCAACGGGCCAGUAUUGGAGCCAAGAACUCCACUUUAGCGAUGACGGGCGCGGCGCCGGUGACGCUGCAGGUGGCGGGGCUGACGCUGGCGGGCGCGGGCCCGGCCACCGAGGUGCUGUGCCUGCUCAACAUGGUCACGCCGGACGAGCUGCGCGACGAGGAGGAGUACGAGGACAUCCUCGAGGACAUCAAGGAGGAAUGCAACAAGUAUGGUUGUGUACGCAGUAUAGAAAUUCCGAGACCAAUAGAUGGCGUCGAAGUCCCUGGAUGUGGAAAAGUAUUUGUCGAAUUCAAUAGCAUUGCGGAUUGCCAGAAGGCGCAACAAACUCUAACAGGACGAAAAUUCAGCAACCGCGUUGUAGUAACCUCAUACUUUGACCCAGACAAGUAUCACCGCAGAGAAUUUUAAACAUCAAUUCACUAACCAUCCGUUCUUUAAUUUCUCGUACAGCAGAUUAAUUGAAACUUAAAUAAUAUGACGUGAUUUUGUGAAUGCAAUAUCUAUUCUAUCUACACAUGUAAGUGUAUUUACGGAUAAUAAAGGUAAAUCUAACUUUAA
Molecule: messenger RNA, 1496 nt
Organism: Melitaea cinxia (Glanville fritillary)
Lineage: Eukaryota; Metazoa; Arthropoda; Insecta; Lepidoptera; Nymphalidae
Gene: U2af50
Product: splicing factor U2AF 50 kDa subunit
Exons: 8
Coding region: 93-1346 (417 amino acids)
Biological process (GO): mRNA processing
Cellular component (GO): nuclear speck; commitment complex; U2-type prespliceosome
Molecular function (GO): pre-mRNA 3'-splice site binding; poly-pyrimidine tract binding
Source: RefSeq, a predicted model, not a curated record